Messenger RNA from Danio rerio (zebrafish), 1854 nucleotides. NCBI's taxonomy places the organism in Eukaryota, Metazoa, Chordata, Actinopteri, Cypriniformes, Danionidae. The record is from RefSeq and is a predicted model, not a curated record.
AUUUCUGAAGAGGCUUCAUCGUUCUCUUUUUUAUUUUGCAGAUAUCGAUGAGUGUUUCGAGGAGCUCUGUCAUCCGUUUGCUUCCUGCUCAAACACCCAGGGCUCGUUCCGCUGUCAAUGCUGGCCUGAAUACAAGGGCGAUGGCUUCCUCUGCCAACCACCACGUAAACCACAACAUUUAUCAAGAAACACACAACCCUUCCUCCCUGUCAGCUCAGUCACGGGCCGUUCUUUUUGCUUACAACACAGUCCAGUACAUCAACUAAAUCAAGUAUCUGUGUGUAUUGUGCACCAAUCAGAAUGAGCUGUUUAAUUAUUCCUAAUGUGACUGGAACGAGUAGAGCAUGUUUCUGGAGCAACGUCUUUUGUUUCAGUACUUGUUGAAAUAACAUCAUGCCAUUUACUGAUUACAUGUGAUUGAUGUCCCUCUGUUUUUCUUUAAAAAAAAAUUCUGCAGCAAAAAGGCCCAAGCCUUCAUUAACUGCAUGCCAGCAGCACAGAAACAGCCUGCAGGAGAGUAUGAGCAUGUAUCCAGCUCUGGAGGCUUUUGUUCCAAAGUGUGAUGAUAAAGGCCAGUACAAACCCCUGCAGUGUUUGGGCUCCACUGGACACUGCUGGUGUGUGGACAGCAGGGGGCAGGAGAGAGUGGGCACCAGGACAAUGCCUGGCACAGCUCAUGCCAACUGUGAUCAACCAGCUGCUCUGGUUCCCCGUGUGGAGACUGUGUGUGAGCGUUGGAGGCUUGCACUCAUGAGUCACUAUAAUGGUCAGCCGUCCUCUCAGGACUACAUGCCCCUCUGUGACGCUCACGGAAAUUUCCAGCCUGUGCAAUGUUAUGGCAACAGCGCUUUCUGCUGGUGUGUGGACCGACAUGGUGUUGAAAUUAUUGGAACCCGGUCCAACGAGGAUGUAAAGCCCCCCUGUAUAUCUGGUGAUGCCGCCCCACUCAACAAUGCACUGAUGUAUCCGGUUAUAAGCUCCUCCCCUUCAGGCCCUGCUAUACUUUACACACAAGCCUCACAGAUUGGAGUCAUUCCACUUGAAGAAACAGACCCAGUUCAGGAAAAGUCCACUGUGUUAUUAGCCUUACAGGACUCGGUUGUGAUUGGAAUUGACUAUGACUGUCAGGAGAACAUCUUGUAUUGGACAGAUUUUGGACGACAUACAAUUUACAGAGCAGUUCUAAUAUCUGGGUCUGAACCAGAGGCUGUUAUCAGCAAAGACUUGAUUCAGCCGGAGGGAAUUGCAGUGGACUCUGUGCACAGGAUGCUGUUCUGGGCAGACAGUGGGAAAGACAAGAUUGAGACAUCUGGCCUGGAUGGCAGUAAAAGAAGAGUACUGAUUGACUCAGGUUUGGUCAAUCCCAGAGCCAUCAUAGUAGACGCUAAGAGUGGAACUGUAUUCUGGACAGACUGGAACCGUGAUGCUCCCAAAAUAGAAAGCUCAUCACUGGAGGGACGUAACAGAAAAGUACUGGUGCAAGUGGGUCUCAUGUUGCCCAAUGCCUUGACAUGGGACAAUGCCACAAAUCAACUGUGCUGGGCUGAUGCAGGCACAAAGAAACUGGAGUGCAUAUCUCCGGAUGGGACUCAGAGACGUGUGUUCCAGGAUACUUUGAACUAUCCGUUCAGUCUAGCCAUCCAUAACAAACACUUCUAUUACACCGACUGGGAGAGAGAUGGGAUACUGGUGAUUGACCAAAGCACAGGGAAAAACACAGAUUAUCUGCCCAUUCAGCAGUCACACUUAUAUGGGAUCACAUUUAUCCCAUCACAAUGUCUAUAGAGACCCUGUGGAUCUCUGCAGUUACAGAGACUGUAAGGAUUUUUGGAAUAUAAAUAAAUGACAACAAAA